Messenger RNA from Rhincodon typus (whale shark), 1645 nucleotides. Its product is annotated as myocyte-specific enhancer factor 2D homolog. The record is from RefSeq and is a predicted model, not a curated record. Lineage: Eukaryota; Metazoa; Chordata; Chondrichthyes; Orectolobiformes; Rhincodontidae. The coding region runs from base 27 to 1355 and encodes 442 amino acids. The transcript is spliced from 8 exons. Gene Ontology annotation, biological process: regulation of transcription by RNA polymerase II. Gene Ontology annotation, molecular function: DNA-binding transcription factor activity, RNA polymerase II-specific; RNA polymerase II cis-regulatory region sequence-specific DNA binding; protein dimerization activity.
CGUUUACCAAGAGGAAGUUUGGCCUGAUGAAGAAGGCGUAUGAGUUGAGCGUGCUGUGUGACUGUGAGAUUGCUCUGAUUAUCUUUAACCACUCCAACAAGCUGUUCCAGUACGCCAGCACCGACAUGGACAAGGUGCUGCUCAAAUACACCGAGUACAACGAACCUCACGAGAGCCGCACCAACGCUGACAUUGUCGAGACUCUGAAGAAAAAGGGAUUUAAUGGCUGUGACAGCCCAGAGCCUGACGGGGAUGAUCCAAAUGAGCAGAGCCCCUUCGCUGAGGACAAGUACAGGAAGGUCACUGAGGAUAUUGACGUGUUGUUCAAACGCUAUGGGUCAACCAUGCAGCCUGCAAGCUUCACCAUGCCCGUGACCAUCUCUGCCAGUGCCCAGAACCCGCUGCUGUCCUACACCAACCCUGGCUCGUCUCUGGUCAGCCCCUCGCUGGUGACCACUUCGCUGAGCGAAUCCGGCCUCCUGAGCCCCCAGCAGCCCACCAUGAGGAGGAACACCGUCUCCCCCGGUAUCCCAUCCAGGCCCCCGAGCUCGGGAAAUCCAGCUGUACUGAUGGGAACUGAGCUGGUCACGUCUAACGGAGAAUGCCCCAGCCCUGUUGGCAAUGGCUACGUGAACCCUAGAUCGUCGCCGGGCCUCCUGCCGAAGGUCAUGUCACCGAAAUCUCCACCGCCGCCGCCUCCCCUAGCUGCUCAGCCGAGCCACGGCAACAGCCGCAAACCGGACUUGCGGGUCAUCACCUCUCAGAGCAAGGGAUUAAUGGGAUCUCUGAGCACGCAGCAGUUGACCAGCUCCCAGGCCGCCCAGUCCCUGACCACCCCAGUGGUCUCGGUCGCUACCCCUAGCCUCCUGCCCCAGGGGCUCCAGUACUCGGCCAUGCACACGACAUACAACACAGACUACCAGCUGACCAGCGCAGAUUUAACAGCGCUACAGUCGUUCAACUCACCGGCUGGGCUGUCACUCAGCAACGUGGCGACUUGGCAACAGUUGGCCCCGGCGACGCUUGGCAACCUGUUCAUUUCUCCAGGGAACCAGCUCCCUCAGGUUUCCACACUGACAGUUAGCAGCUCUCAGGAUGUACAUGUGAAGUCUGAGCCAGUGUCUCCGACGCGGGAUCAUACCACCCCAUCAGGCCUCCUCCAGCAGGGCCUACCCCAGGACACGGGCCGUUCCCCAGUUAACAGCCUGAGUAGUAACAGCAGCUCGUUUGAGGGCAGCGAGCGAGAUGAAAGCAGGGACUAUAUUGCCCCCGUGGGUGCCCUGUCUGUGCCCGCGGGUGACCAGGCUGACAACCCAUCAGUCAAGCGCAUGCGAAUGGAUGCUUGGGUUACCUAAUGUGGCAGUCUACCCUGCACCCCACAUCUCUCCCGCAUCCUCCCCGGCCCUCAGCCCACUCCCAUCUCCACCCACCCCCUCUCACGCUUCCCACCCACCCCCCAACCCCCACACUCAAACUCUCUCUCUCUCUCUCUCUAUAAUAUAUAUAUAUAUCUCUCUACGUGUGAACCACCCCUGUUUUGUCCCUUCUGCUCCCAAAUGCUCUCCAACAAUGAGGCACAGAUACAGAGGGGGACGGAGAGAUUGAGAGGGAGGGAUAGAUAGGGAGAGGGAGGGAUGGAUGGAGA